Messenger RNA from Suillus clintonianus, 1375 nucleotides. Its product is annotated as WD40-repeat-containing domain protein. NCBI's taxonomy places the organism in Eukaryota, Fungi, Basidiomycota, Agaricomycetes, Boletales, Suillaceae. Gene Ontology annotation, molecular function: actin filament binding. The transcript has 6 exons. The record is from RefSeq and is a predicted model, not a curated record. Gene Ontology annotation, cellular component: Arp2/3 protein complex; actin cytoskeleton. The coding region runs from base 101 to 1288 and encodes 395 amino acids. Gene Ontology annotation, biological process: Arp2/3 complex-mediated actin nucleation.
AUACCGUUCUCAGAAAGAUCUUCUCCUUCAAUUUUGAAUCCUGGACAUCUGCAGAGUAGACUGCUCGUCCUCUGCGCCAACUCCACACAUUAACGACACUAUGUCCGCACCAGAAGUAUAUUCGAUCGCCAAAACUCCAGUGACGUGCCACGCAUUCAACGCGGACCGCAGCCAUGUUGCUGUGAGCUUGAACGAUAACAAUGUCCAGAUCUAUGCAAAGCAGGGCAAGGAGUGGAUUCUAUCUGAGACGCUAUCCGAGCACGAUAAACUCAUCACGUCUAUUGAUUGGGCCCCGAUCUCCAACCGCAUUGUCACCGCCUCACAGGACCGCAAUGCAUACGUCUGGACCCUCACUCCCGAUCCGCUUACUGGAAAGUUAGUGUGGAAGCCUACCUUAGUACUUCUUCGUAUCAACAGAGCCGCUACCUUUGUCCGUUGGAGCCCGAACGAGGAUAAAUUCGCAGUUGCCAGUGGUGCAAGGGCCAUUGCCAUCUGUUCAUUCGAUCCCGAGAAUAAUUGGUGGGUCGCAAGGCAACUCAAAAAACCAAUCCGAUCGACUGUCCUUUCUGUCGACUGGCAUCCGAACAAUGUCUUACUCGCUGCGGGGAGCGCCGAUAUGAAGGCGCGCGUAUUCUCUGCUUACAUUAAAGAUGUAGACAAGAGGCCCUCGCCUACCAUCUGGGGCGAGAAACUUCCCUUUAACACUCUCUGUGGAGAAUACAGCAGCCCGGCAGGCGGAUGGGUCCACGCAGUCGGCUUUUCUCCUUCAGGCGACGUCCUCGCUUUUGCUAGUCAUGAUAGCUCUAUUAGCAUCGUCUACCCUGGCGGUCCCGCGGUUUACAACAUUCGGAUUAGCUCGCUGCCAUACGUGACUUUGACCUGGACUUCUGAAGAUGCCCUCGUUGCGGCUGGCCACGAUUGUCAGCCUGUUGUUUUCUCUGGCUCGGAGCAAGGUUGGGGCCUUAUCGGCACUUUGGAUGAUACUACUGCUUCGAGUGCAUCAAAGGCUCCUGGUGCAAAGACUGGGACUGUUGGGAGGCUGAACAGUGCAGCUUUCAACACGUUCAGGAACGCGGAUACGCGUGGACAUACUGGAGGGGGAGAUCUUGCUUCUGACACGGAACUGCUCACUGUACAUCAAAACACGAUUACCAGCGUCAGGCCGUACGCGUAUGGAGGUGAGGGGGUCAGUAGGGUGAGCACUACUGGAGUGGAUGGAAAACUUGUCAUUUGGGAUGUCAAUGCGGUGUCGGCCCUCAGUGCAAAGAUGGGCGGCUUGAGGGUUUGAAGCCAUUGUAUAUUGUUGUACAGUUAAUCGUACAGUGAAUAAUGCGGUAUGUAAAUGUGCAUGGAAUAGAAUUCUACUCUCCGGACG